UCGUUUUGAUGCCACGUUACACGCAACAAAGGGGAUGCUCUGUUAUCAGAUUGAGGGAACGCCAAAUUACCUACUAAUAAGUUGGAAAGUACCACUUUUUCGCAAAAACGAAUUUUGUAUCUAUAUUUGUGCAAACCAACCUCCUGAAGAACAAAAAGAAAAGAAUAUUUUUCGCCAACAUAUACAUAAAGAGUACAAAAAGGCUCCAGAUGAGAUUAUUCAGACUGGCUAUAAAGAUUUUAGAGUUAGCGCUACCAUGUCUAGUGG
Messenger RNA from Racocetra persica, 267 nucleotides. The record is from the annotation of a GenBank genome assembly. Lineage: Eukaryota; Fungi; Glomeromycota; Glomeromycetes; Diversisporales; Gigasporaceae.